UACUGGGGAUCCAGUUCAGUUGAAGGUGUCUAUACUAAUUCCAAGAAGAGGCCAGUGGAGGAAAAGAAGACAGAAGAGAAGAUUUUCAUCACAACUUGUUUCUCAGUUAAACUAUCGAUUCCAUCUCUGGUCUGACCAAUUAACAUUCCAUAUAGGAGUGCAACUGCAGGACCAGUCUGAACCGGGUGGCUGAGUGUGUUAAGUGGAGACUUAAUCUGACCCAAGACACUGGCAUAACAGGAUGCAGAGAAAGAACUUCACAGAGGUGACAGAGUUCAUCUUUCUGGGAUUCUCAAGCUUUGGAAAGCACCAGGUAACCCUCUUUGUCAUCUUCCUAAUUGUCUACAUCUUGACUCUGGCUGGCAACUUCAUCAUUGUGACCAUCAUUUACGUGGACCACCACCUGCACACGCCCAUGUACUUCUUCCUCAGCAUGCUGUCCAGCUCAGAGACCGUGUAUAGCCUGGUCAUCAUCCCACGCAUGCUCUCCAGCCUCCUCUUCCAUGACCAGCCCAUUUCCCUAGCUGGAUGUGCCACUCAGAUGUUCUUCUUCGUAACAUUGGCCAUCAAUAACUGCUUCCUGCUCACAGCCAUGGGCUAUGACAGAUAUGUGGCCAUCUGCAACCCUCUUCAUUACUUGUUUAUCAUGAAUAAAGGAACAUGUGUUGGGCUGGUCUGUGGGUCCUUUGUCACUGGUCUGACCAUGGCUGUUCUCCAAGUGACUGCUAUGUUCAAUCUUCCUUCCUCCUCUCCAACACCAAACUUCACCUCUGUGACCCAGUUCCUGUUCGAAGGCUUCUCCAGCUUUAGUUGGCAGCAUAGGCUCAUCUUCUUCAUUGUCUUCCUGACCUUGUACCUGCUGACUCUCUCUGGCAACACCAUUAUUGUGACCAUCAUCCGUCUGGACCGCCACCUCCACACACCUAUGUACUUCUUCCUCAGCAUGUUGUCCAUCUCUGAGACCUGCUACACUAUGGCCAUCAUCCCCCGCAUGCUCUGUGGCCUCCUGAACCCUGGCCAGCCCAUUGCUAUCCAGAGCUGUGCUACCCAGCUCUUCUUCUACCUCACCUUUGGCAUCAACGACUGCUUCCUGCUCACAGUCAUGGGCUACGACCGCUAUGUGGCCAUCUGCAACCCUCUGCGCUACUCCCUCAUCAUGGGCCGAGGGGCCUGUGUGCAGUUGGCUUCUGCAUCACUGGGUCUUGGCCUGGGCAUGGCCAUUGUGCAGGUGACAUCAGUAUUUGGCCUGCCCUUCUGUGAUGGCUCUGUCAUCCCUCACUUCUUCUGUGACGUGAGGCCCAUGCUGAAGCUGGCCUGUGCCAACACCACUGUCAACGAAAUCAUCAACUUUGUGGUCAGUGUGUGUGUCCUUGUGCUGCCCAUGGGCCUGGUCUUCAUCUCCUAUGUCCUCAUCAUCUCCUCCAUCCUCAGGAUCGCCUCAGCUGAGGGCAGGAAGAAGGCCUUCGCCACCUGUGCCUCCCACUUGACUGUGGUCAUCAUCCACUAUGGCUGUACCUCCAUCAUCUACCUCAAGCCCAAGUCCCAGAGCUCCCCAGCACAGGACAUGCUCAUCUCAGUCACCUACACCGUCAUUACCCCCCUGCUCAACCCUGUGGUAUACAGCCUGAGGAACAAGGAGGUCCAAGAAGCCCUGCGCAGAGCUGUGGGGAGGAGGUCCACCUCCUCUUAG
Erinaceus europaeus (western European hedgehog) is the source of this 1690-nucleotide messenger RNA. Its product is annotated as olfactory receptor 10J3-like. The record is from RefSeq and is a predicted model, not a curated record. Bases 242 to 1690 code for a protein of 482 amino acids. Gene Ontology annotation, molecular function: olfactory receptor activity; G protein-coupled receptor activity. The transcript is spliced from 3 exons. Gene Ontology annotation, biological process: G protein-coupled receptor signaling pathway. Gene Ontology annotation, cellular component: membrane. Lineage: Eukaryota; Metazoa; Chordata; Mammalia; Eulipotyphla; Erinaceidae.